Lolium perenne is the source of this 1981-nucleotide messenger RNA. RefSeq names its product plastidal glycolate/glycerate translocator 1, chloroplastic. NCBI's taxonomy places the organism in Eukaryota, Viridiplantae, Streptophyta, Magnoliopsida, Poales, Poaceae. The record is from RefSeq and is a predicted model, not a curated record.
GCUCGGCAUCAUCAGCAGCAGCAAAGAAAGAGAUUAAGGGGUCGGCAGACUCUGCUUCGUUUUGGUCUCGGCUUCUGCUCUGCUCGGCUUCCAAUCCCAUUCAUGGCAGCAGCGAUGAUUGGGAUUUCCGCUUUACGUUCCCUCCACCCGCUCCCUCCCACCUUCUCGGUCUCGGCCACGGCUCCUCCCCUCGCCACGUUGCGGCUGCCGCUGCCGUUGCAACAACCUCGCUCCUGUACGUCUCCACGAUGCCGAUGCCGACGACACAGCCUUGCCCAUUCUACUCCCCGCGGUGCCACGGCAGCUUCUUCGGUUCCCUCAGGUGCCGCCGGCUCCGCUGCCUUCAUGGCAUCGGCUCCUGACAAUGCCGCGCUCCGCCACCGCCUCAUCGCCCCCAAGGCCACCGCCGGCACCGGAGACGGCGGCGCAUCCGGAGGCCUGUUGCCCAGCAUUCUUGGGAUCGCACAACUGGCGGUGUCGCUGGGCCUCGUGCUGGCCACGGACAAGUACCUGAAGCAGGCGUUCGUGGCCGCCUCCAUCAAGUUCCCCAGCGCGCUCUUCGGCAUGUUCUGCAUCUUCUCCGUGCUCGUCGUCCUCGACCUCGCCGCGCCGGCGCUCGCCAAGGGCUUCAUGGACUUCUUCGAGCCCGCCACGCUCUUCAUCCAGCGCUGGCUGCCGCUCUUCUACGUCCCCUCCCUCGUCGUCCUGCCGCUCGCCGUCAGGGACGUCCCGGCUGCCGCCGGCCUCAAGAUCUGCCUCAUCACAUGUACGUCUACACUACACCCGUGUGCUUUAUUUAACUCCUUCGAUUCAGCAGUGAACUGCGAUCAGAGGAUACGCAAGGUUUACAUUUAUGUUCCCCUUUCUUUUCUGUAUGUAGUUGCUGGCUGGUUGGCUUCGCUUACGGUGGCGGGAUACACGGCGCUAACCGUGAGGAAGAUCGUCAAGACCGAGCUCAUCGCGGCUGAGCCGAUGGGCAAGCCGUCUCCAUUCGCCACAUGGGAGUUCUGGGCGUGGGGCGCCGUCUUUGUGGCCUCGUUCGCGACGGCGAUUGUUAACCCCACGGCGCUUGGCACCACGGCGAGGACGUGCCUUCCGUUCAUGCUCGCCUCCACUGUACUGGGAUACAUGGUUGGUUCUGGGCUGCCAUCUGGUAUCAAGACAGUGUUGCAUCCGAUCAUCAGCUGCGCGCUUUCUGCUAACUUCUCGGCGGUAGCAUACGGGUACCUCUCCGGCUCUGGAAUGGACGCCGCGCUAGGUGAUUACCUGACAAAGGUGCCAUCGAAUCCUGGAGCUGGCGACGUCCUGAUGGGUUUCCUUGGGUCUGUCAUCCUAUCGUUUGCAUUCUCAAUGUUCAAGCAGAGAAAGCUUGUGAAGAGGCACGCGGCAGAGAUUUUCACAUCGAUCGCCGUCGCGUCCACAUUCUCUUUAUACUCGACUGCUAUCCUAGGACGCCUGAUCGGGCUAGAGCCAACAUUAACCAUCUCAAUCUUACCAAGGUGCAUAACUGUUGCGUUGGCUUUGAGCAUAGUAUCAUUCUUUGAAGGUGCAAAUACUUCGGUAACAGCUGCCGUGGUUGUUCUCACGGGCCUGAUCGGUGCAAACUUUGUGCAAGCGGCCAUGGAUAAACUUGGCCUCAACGACCCCAUCGCUAGAGGAAUCGGAACAGCUUCCAGCGCUCAUGGUCUGGGAACGGCAGCGCUGUCGGCCAAGGAGCCUGAGGCGCUCCCUUUCUGCGCCAUCGCCUACGCGCUCACCGGCAUUUUCGGCUCCCUGAUUUGCUCCUCUUCGGCCGUCAGGCAAAGCCUUGUGUUCAUAGCCGGCUGACAGACAUGUAUACACAACGACAGCAACCUGUGAUUAGUUUCUUUUUUCAUAUAUAUAUAUAAGAGAAUGGGGAGUGAUCAGGGAACAAAAGUGCAAAUUUUGGGUCGACAUGUACAGAUUGAUGGUUGAAACAAGUGAAGAUGUCACCGUGCGA